CUCGCAUGCUGCUGUCAUUUAUUGCUGUGUAAUUUUCUUGUUGGCUUGAGAUCAUGCUUGGCCAAGAAGUAACCAUUUCAAUGAGAAUUUCUAGUGAGGAAAGUUGGCUGCUAAUCUUUAAGCCUUUUUUGUUGCUGUUGAUGCUGUCCUUUAAUUAACUGAGCUAAAUAAUAUGAGCUGAAAUUUCCUGGCAGCUGCUGUGGCAUUUCAGCCUCGGAUUGACUGAGAACUCUAACCCAAAGUACAUACAAUUACUAUGGGAUUAAUACUGGAUGCAUUUUUAAUUGGCUUUCUAAACGGAGAAUUUCAGCCCUACCGUUUUGGAUAGCGCGUUCCUUUCUGACUCUGUGACUAUACUAGUAUGAUCAGCUGGGCUGAUGGAAGGAGCUAAAAGAAAGCUAGCUAAAAGAGUUCCCAACAGUAACAAAACUUUUCUUUAGCCAGGAUCACAUUUUUCUCCCCGAAUGUUCAAAAACUCUGCAACCUCCAUAUUAAAAGUUCAUUUUGCUUUUCUGACUUGACUCUCGAGGGAGAGACCAUUAAAAUAAUAAUAAUGCCAAACCAUGGACUACUAAACUAGCCAAGGGAAAAAAAUACAGAGAGAUGUUGCACUUCUUUAGCUACUGCUGUCACAAUGGGAGGAAAGCAACCCACUAAAGGACCCCUGAACAGCGUCAGUAUCAGCGUGGCAGCAGAGACAAAGACAGAUGGUGAGCAGAGCCUCUAACUUGUGAGCUCAACAAUCCUCUGCUGCAAGUUCCAGCCUAACCAUGGAGAUUCUUUGCAAAGAAAACACUUCUUUGAGCUCAACUCCGAACUCCUUGAUGCAAUUAAAUGAUGACCCACGGCUCUACAAUAAUGACUUUAGCUCUGGUGAAGCUAACACUUCAGAUGCAUUUAACUGGACAGUGGACUCAGAAAACAGAACCAAUCUUUCCUGUGGGGGCUGCCACUCACCACCCUGCUUCUCCUUACUUCAGCUUCAGGAAAAAAACUGGUCUGCUUUGUUGACAGCCGUUGUGAUCAUUCUAACGAUUGCUGGGAACAUUCUCGUCAUCAUGGCAGUGUCCCUAGAGAAAAAGCUGCAGAACGCUACCAACUACUUCCUGAUGUCACUUGCCAUAGCUGAUAUGCUGCUGGGUUUCCUUGUCAUGCCUGUGUCCAUGCUAACCAUCCUCUAUGGCUACCGCUGGCCCUUUCCCAGUAAGUUGUGUGCUGUCUGGAUCUACCUGGAUGUGCUCUUUUCCACGGCCUCCAUCAUGCACCUCUGUGCAAUCUCCCUGGACCGUUAUGUGGCCAUCCAGAAUCCCAUCCACCACAGUCGAUUCAACUCCAGAACUAAGGCAUUUCUCAAAAUCAUUGCUGUGUGGACCAUCUCAGUAGGUAUAUCCAUGCCAAUACCUGUCUUUGGACUACAGGAUGAUUCCAAGGUCUUUAAGGAAGGAAGCUGCUUACUCGCUGAUGACAACUUCGUCUUAAUUGGCUCUUUUGUAUCAUUCUUCAUUCCCUUAACCAUCAUGGUGAUCACCUACUUCCUGACUAUCAAGUCACUCCAGAAAGAAGCCACUUUGUGUGUAAGUGAUCUUGGCACUCGGGGCAAAUUAUCUUCUUUCAGUUUCCUUCCUCAAAGUUCCCUGUCUUCAGAAAAGCUCUUCCAGCGGUCCAUCCACAGGGAGUCAGCAUCCUAUGGCAGAAGGACUAUGCAGUCCAUCAGCAAUGAACAGAAAGCCUGCAAGGUGCUGGGCAUCGUCUUCUUUUUGUUCGUGGUGAUGUGGUGCCCCUUCUUCAUUACCAACAUCAUGGCCGUCAUCUGCAAAGAGUCCUGUAAUGAGGAUGUCAUCGGAGCCCUGCUCAACGUGUUCGUCUGGAUUGGUUACCUCUCCUCUGCUGUCAACCCACUGGUGUACACACUGUUCAAUAAGACAUAUAGGUCCGCUUUCUCAAGAUAUAUUCAGUGUCAGUACAAGGAGAAUAAAAAGCCACUGCAGUUAAUUUUAGUAAACACUAUACCAACGCUGGCCUACAAGUCUAGUCAACUCCAGACAGGACAAAAUACGAAUUCAAACGAUGACAAAACAACAGAUAAUGACUGUUCUAUGGUUACUCUAGGAAAACAACCUUCAGAAGAUGUUCCAGUGGACAAUAGCAGCAUAGUGAAUGAAAAGAUUAGCUGUGUGUGAUAUUUAUUGCCAUAGCAACCAGAAAGGGCACUUUGAGCAACCUUUCAUCCAUGGUGGGGUAGGGAAAGAAAGAAAAAGAGACAAGCAUAUUAGGUGGGCAUAGUGGAGCCCAUCACGAUAGCUAUAUGCCUCAUUUUCUUCCAUCAGUGAAAAGCAGGGUUAAACGCCAGAAGGUGUGCAUUUCCAAAUAUUCUGACAGCAUUUCAGCUGUGAGCUUAUGAUACUUACUUUUAAUAUUGUAAAUGGUAUGUCUUUAAGAUAAUUAGCUUUUACUGUGCAAUUAUAAUGAGGAUAUAAAUAAAUUUAAAGUAAUAAAUAUCUUUUCAAGUGGAAACCUUGCUACUAUGUUAUUGAUGAUGGCAUGAGUGGUUCGCUGUAAAUAAAAAUAGCUGCUAAUAGUGACAAAUUAAAUUAGCUAACUAUAUUGGUUUCUUAAAUUAAAAUUUUUCUUGAAAAUGUUACAUAUUUUGAACAACAAAAGACAUUAAAACAAUGUCAUAUUGUAUUAAGAUAAUGAAAUUAAAUACUUGACAAUGGUUUUCAUUCCUGCUUUUUCAUAGACGCAAAUUUGAGAUAUUUCAAAAUUGGUA
Molecule: messenger RNA, 2770 nt
Organism: Suncus etruscus (white-toothed pygmy shrew)
Lineage: Eukaryota; Metazoa; Chordata; Mammalia; Eulipotyphla; Soricidae
Gene: HTR2A
Product: 5-hydroxytryptamine receptor 2A
Exons: 3
Coding region: 771-2180 (469 amino acids)
Biological process (GO): chemical synaptic transmission; G protein-coupled receptor signaling pathway, coupled to cyclic nucleotide second messenger
Cellular component (GO): dendrite; plasma membrane
Molecular function (GO): neurotransmitter receptor activity; G protein-coupled serotonin receptor activity
Source: RefSeq, a predicted model, not a curated record